GUGCAGCGAGAGGAGACAUGCUGUACACAGAGCUCACACUGAAGAUGAUCACACUGAUGUGGAUCACAGUGAUGAUUUUUAUUCAAACUGAUUCUGCACUGAUAAAUGAUCUCAAUCAGCCGAACCCAGUGAUCACUGCUGAUGUUGGUGAGAACGUGACUCUGCGCUGCUUUAAAAAGCGAGAGGAUAACCCUGAAACCAUCAUUUGGUUCAAGCAAAAAAUUGGACAGGAGCCUUCCCUAAUGGUCACAGUUCAACAUGAACCCAAAUAUAAAGAUGAGUUCAAGCCGCCAAAAUUCAGCAUCGAGAAAGAAGAAAAAACGGGCUUCCAUUUGAAAAUUGUUAAUGUGGAACCAUCAGAUGAAGCCUUGUAUUACUGUGGACUUUUGUAUUAUUGUGGACUUUCAACAAGUUUUGGAAAAGGAACCUUUUUAUCAGUGAAAGGUGAUGGAGAUGUAAAAGUGUCAGUGAUCCAGAGCGGCGUGUUGGACUCGGUUCCUGCAGGAGCGUCAGUGACUCUGCAGUGCUCGGUUCUCUCUGAGAGCAGAGCAGCAGAACACCAAGUGCUCUGGUUCAGAGCUGCUUCACCACAAUCCCAUCCUCAAAUCAUUUACACUCAUCACAACAGCAGCCGUCAGUGUGAGAGCGGCUCUUCUACACACACCUGUGUGUACGACUUCUCCAAGAACAUCCUCAGCAUCAAUGAUACUGGAACUUACUACUGCGCUGUGGCCGUGUGUGGGAAGAUCAUUUUUGGGAACGGGACUCAAGUACAGUUGGAAAAAUCCUGGGAUCCUGCAGUGAUCUUUCUCGCUGUAGCUUUGGGAGUGUGUGUGUCUCUGAUCUUUGUUCUUGUUUUCAGCUGUAAAGGGAGAAACUGUCAAUAUUUCUGUGGGAGAUCUCAAGACUCUGUGGUCAAGAAAACACCAAAUCAGAGUCGUGAUGCUGUAGAGCUGAACUUUGCUGCCUCACACUUCAGUAAAACACGAGGGAAGAGAGAACGAGCUCAUGAUAAUGUGUACACUGACGUGAUUUACUCUCCUCUUUCUUAGGUCAUAAAUAUUGGACUGUGUCUAAUGUUCAUUCCUCUCAUACUUUUAAUCUUUAGCCUGAUUGGAAAUCGAUAUUAACAUGAUGGAACAUUACAAGGUGAUGAUUAAAAACUAAAUGUAAUUGAGGUCGAGGUCUCUGCAGGGUUACAGAAGUGUGAAGAGAAGAAAAGACUGUUAGACACUUUAUGUGUCUGUUGCAGUUACAGUACAGAGGAUCAGGACAAAGCAUAAAACCUUCAUCACUGAAUUUUAGCGACGAACAACUAAUGUCUGUUAGUUAGCAUGUUAGCCAGUGUGCUAUGGGGGUAUAACAGAAAAUCAUGAUCAGUGAUAUGGUUGUACAUUAAAAAAAUAUUUCUUAGUAAAUAAAGAACUUUGUGUGAAA
This is a messenger RNA of Neoarius graeffei (lesser salmon catfish), 1437 nucleotides long. RefSeq lists its product as uncharacterized. NCBI's taxonomy places the organism in Eukaryota, Metazoa, Chordata, Actinopteri, Siluriformes, Ariidae. The record is from RefSeq and is a predicted model, not a curated record. Gene Ontology annotation, biological process: response to bacterium. The transcript has 6 exons. Bases 18 to 1052 code for a protein of 344 amino acids.